Messenger RNA from Exophiala dermatitidis NIH/UT8656, 888 nucleotides. RefSeq lists its product as uncharacterized. The transcript has 2 exons. Gene Ontology annotation, cellular component: membrane. The record is from RefSeq and is a predicted model, not a curated record. Lineage: Eukaryota; Fungi; Ascomycota; Eurotiomycetes; Chaetothyriales; Herpotrichiellaceae. The coding region runs from base 230 to 511 and encodes 93 amino acids.
GAGAACUUGAACUUCAAGUUGAGGACGGCGGCUGGAAAGUGUUUCACGUAGUACCGAGUAAUCAACGAGACUUUUCAAUCAGAGAACCCACCCUUUCAUCCUCCAUACCUAAUCGCCAAUUACCUUAUCUACUCUCACUACAACACUGACACUUGGACAAUCCAACAAGCCUCCUGCUUAUUGCUACAACCAAAUCAGAACAACCACGGAAAACAGCCAACAAACAAUCAUGUCAGACGCCGCUCCAGCUCUCCUCAUCAUCCUCAUCACCAUCCUUGUCCCGCCCAUUGGUGUAUAUCUCGUUUCCGGCUGCGGCGCCGACCUCCUGAUCAACAUCUGCCUCACUCUCCUGGGUUACUUUCCCGGACACAUUCAUGCCUUCUACGUCGAAUACGUCUACUUUGACCGUCGCGAUCGUGCGAGACAUGGCCAGCUCACGGGUCGCCCUGCGCCGGGGGUCUACUCGGACAGAGUGCAGAAUGGUGGAUUCCAGGCUUAUGGGACGAUGUAAUCGAGCAUCCUUCAGGGUUGAAUAGCCUCUUGAGAUAAAGUGUGAUCACGAGGCAAGCCACAAUUACCGAUGGCUGUGGUGGAAGAAAGACGAAAAGGACAGAAAAUGGGCGUCAGCGCACAAUUUCAACCGCUGAAUGCCAUUGAACUGGACUUGGACAUUGAAUCAGGCCUGGGGAUGCCAGAUGGUGGCCUGGGCUUGCAUGGGCUCCAGUGCACUCAUGCUUUUGACUACUGCUGCUCAGGAUUGAGACUGAAGCGGCGCCCUUGUACAAUUUAUUAAGUGCUAUCAGGCUAUCUUUACGGGUUUCCAGCCUUUAGUAAAUCUUAUAAGGAAAUACUAAUCUAAACCGCGAAACAUCGGGAAAAUUGGGAACA